This is a messenger RNA of Miscanthus lutarioriparius, 1947 nucleotides long. The record is from the annotation of a GenBank genome assembly. NCBI's taxonomy places the organism in Eukaryota, Viridiplantae, Streptophyta, Magnoliopsida, Poales, Poaceae.
AUGCUGCUGGUCCCUUCUCUGCACAUUCAGCACCUGCACCUAUAUAAAGAGAGCCUGCUUCAGCCUUGGCCUCUUGCAUAUAAGCAAUUCCAAGGCCUUGCAAGAGUUAGGCUUAGGCAGCUCGCUACUACACUACUAGGCAGGCAACCAGGUAGCAGAGUCAGUAGUUACAGCAGAAAUGCAAGCAUCACUCGGCAUGUCAACCUCAAGCAGCAGCAGGUCGUCGUCGUCGUACUCCUCCUGCUCUUCACCACCCUUGCUCUGGCUCUCCUCUGCUCCCAGCUCACCAUUGCCAAGGAGCAGUGCCAUGAGUUCGUGGUGAAGGAGGCGACGGUGACGCGGCUAUGCGGGACGCGGCGGAUCAUGACGGUGAACGGGCAGUUUCCUGGCCCAACGGUGGAGGUGGCCGAGGGCGACGCGCUCAUCGUGCGCGUCGUGAACCGGGGCAGCUACAACGUGACGGUGCACUGGCACGGCGUGCGGCAGAUGCGGACGGGGUGGUCCGACGGGCCGGAGUUCGUGACGCAGUGCCCCAUCCGCCCCGGCAACUCCUACACCUACCGCUUCACCGUCGCCGGGCAGGAAGGCACGCUGUGGUGGCACGCGCACAGCUCCUGGCUCCGCGCCACCGUCCACGGCGCGCUCGUCAUCAGGCCACGCGCCGGCGUGCCUUACCCGUUCAACGGCGGCAAGCCGCCGCCCGCAAGGGAGAUCCCCAUCAUCCUAGGGGAGUGGUGGAACAUGAACCCCAUCGACGUCGUCCGCACCGCCACCCGCACCGGCGCAGCGCCCAACAUCUCCGACGUCCUCACCGUCAACGGCCAGCCCGGCGACCUCUACAAGUGCUCAUCCAACGGCACGACGACGUUCGCGGUGAAGUCCGGCGAGACGAACCUGCUGCGCUUCAUCAAUGCCGCACUCAACACGGAGCUCUUCGUCUCCCUGGCCGGCCACACCAUGACGGUGGUGGGCGCGGACGCCUCCUACACCAAGCCGUACGCCACGUCGGUGCUCAUGAUCGCACCGGGCCAGACCACCGACGUCCUCGUCACCUUCGACCAGGCCCGCGGCCGCUACUACCUCGCGGCGCGCGCCUAUGCCAGCGCGCAGGCCGUCCCCUUCGACAACACCACGACCACGGCCAUCUUCGACUACGGCACCACCACCAACACCACCUCCACCAGCAGUCCCGCGAUACCGACCCUCCCGGCCUACAACGACACCGCGACGGCGACGUCGUUCACGACGAGCCUGCGCGGCCUGCGCAAGGCGAAGCUGCCAACGCACGUCGACGAGAGCCUCUUCUUCACCGUCGGCAUCGGCCUCUUCAACUGCUCGAGAGGACAGACCUGCGGCGGGCCCAACAACACGCGGUUCGCGGCGAGCAUCAACAACGUCUCCUUCGUGCUCCCGUCCACCACCUCCAUCCUGCAGGCGCACUACGCCGGUGGCGGGGCGGCGUCGACGCCGGGCGUGUUCACCGCCGACUUUCCUGCCAACCCACCGGUGCAGUUCGAUUACACGGCGCAGAACGUGAGCCGCGCGCUGUGGCAGCCCGUGCCGGGCACCAAGGUGUACAGGCUCAAGUACGGCGCCGCCGUGCAGCUCGUGCUCCAGGGCACCAACGUGUUAGCGGCCGAGAACCACCCCAUCCACCUCCAUGGCUAUGACUUCUACAUCCUCGCCGAGGGGUUCGGCAACUUCGACGCCGCCACGGACGUCGCCAAGUUCAACUUGGAUGAUCCGCCGAUGAGGAACACGGUGGGCGUGCCGGUGAAUGGGUGGGCAGUCAUCCGGUUCGUCGCGGAUAAUCCGGGGGUGUGGCUGAUGCACUGUCAUUUGGAUGUGCACAUCACCUGGGGCCUCGCCAUGGCGUUCCUGGUGGAGGACGGCGUUGGGGAGUUGGAGUCUCUCGAGGCGCCUCCAUCUGAUCUGCCAGUCUGCUGA